UGAAAAUAAGUAAAGAAAAAUAUAAAAAUCGCGGUGUGUUUUAAUCGACGGACGCCGAAACGUCACUUCCGCCCAGGUGUUGCCACGGUAACCAGAAAUGGCGCCGGGAAGCCAGCCAAUUCUGUCAUCCACUCCUCUGCAGGUCCUCUUGUACCUCAACAGUUGGUACUUUGGCGCUUUCUACCUGGCUGAAGUUCUCAUGUUCAUCUAUAAAGGUAUUUUACUGCCGUACCCGACUGGUAAUCUGGUUUUGGAUGUGGUGCUACUGGUUCUCUUCCUCGGACUGGAGAUACUCAGGAUAUUCUAUGCCUGGAAGGGCAACUUGUGCGAGCACUCUCUCACCACGGCCGUGUCGCUCUUCCUGCUGCUGCCGUGCGCCACGCUGGCCGCCUACUUCCUGCUGCUGCAGACCUUCGUCCUGCGUCUGGAGUUCCUCCUCAGCAUCGUGCUCCUCUGCUUCUACGGCCUCCAGUUCCUGCUGGGCGUCCUCGCCUUGUCCGCCUUCUCCAGAGCCGUAGUUUACUGAGCAGCACAAAGCUGAGCCGGUGAGGUCACGUCGGAUCAUGAAACUCGCUGUAAAUAUUUUUGUUUAUGGAAGCUUUUUACUUUUAUACAAAAUGACAAAUUGUGUGUAAAUAAAGGAUGUUGAGACAGACA
This is a messenger RNA of Entelurus aequoreus (snake pipefish), 657 nucleotides long. It is a transcript of the gene tmem216, whose product is annotated as transmembrane protein 216. The record is from RefSeq and is a predicted model, not a curated record. Gene Ontology annotation, biological process: non-motile cilium assembly. NCBI's taxonomy places the organism in Eukaryota, Metazoa, Chordata, Actinopteri, Syngnathiformes, Syngnathidae. Gene Ontology annotation, cellular component: ciliary transition zone. The transcript is spliced from 6 exons. The coding region runs from base 98 to 526 and encodes 142 amino acids.